Helianthus annuus (common sunflower) is the source of this 1580-nucleotide messenger RNA. Its product is annotated as NAC domain-containing protein 7. The transcript is spliced from 4 exons. Gene Ontology annotation, biological process: regulation of DNA-templated transcription. The record is from RefSeq and is a predicted model, not a curated record. Bases 347 to 1396 code for a protein of 349 amino acids. NCBI's taxonomy places the organism in Eukaryota, Viridiplantae, Streptophyta, Magnoliopsida, Asterales, Asteraceae. Gene Ontology annotation, molecular function: DNA binding.
CACCCACAUGCCCGGAAACGAAAUAAAACAACUUUCUGUGCUUUGUGUUUUUGUUGUCAUUAGAAUCCUCGGGAUCUGAUGUUAUUAAGACAGUCAAAAAAACAAAGUUCUUUUCACUUCAAUUCCCAAGUAAAUUAACACCCUUUUCGAUCUCAAACAUUCCUUUUGUUCUUUGCCUUUUCUUUUUCUUAUUCUUUUGUCUCCCUUGCUUCCUUAUUAUUUGAACAAGAAGGGAUCUUGUACUAAAAGAAAACUUUCUUGAGUUCUUUCUCUCUAAUCAUCAUCCAUUGUUAGAAGAUCAACCAGAUCUAUUUAUAAGGUUUGAGAUCAUCAUACCAUUGAGAGUAUGAAUACCUUUUCACAUGUUCCUCCUGGUUUUAGAUUCCACCCGACGGAUGAAGAACUCGUGGAUUACUACCUUAGGAAAAAAGUUGCGUCGAAAAGAAUUGAUCUUGAUGUUAUCAAAGAUGUUGAUCUCUAUAAAAUUGAACCAUGGGAUCUUCAAGAGUUAUGCAAGCUAGGAACUGAAGAGCAAAAUGAGUGGUAUUUCUUUAGCCACAAGGAUAAAAAAUAUCCAACAGGAACUCGCACUAAUAGGGCUACGAAAGUUGGCUUUUGGAAAGCUACGGGAAGAGACAAGGCCAUAUACUCUAAGAAUAAUCUGGUUGGCAUGAGAAAGACCUUGGUGUUCUACAAGGGCCGAGCUCCCAACGGACAAAAAUCAGAUUGGAUCAUGCAUGAGUAUAGACUAGAAACAGAUGAAAACUCCAUGACUCAGGAAGAAGGAUGGGUUGUAUGCAGGGUUUUCAAGAAGCGCAUAACCACAGUUCGUAGAAUGGAAUCACAUGAUUCUUUGUGUUGGUACAAUGACCAAGUCUCAUUCAUGCCCGAUUACGAAUCCCCAAAUCGGGUAUCGCAUCCUUACACUUCUAAUAGUUCAUACCAACAUCAACUUCCUGCAAAAUCUGAGCUUGAUGAAAUGAAUUACAACUUGCCUCUUGAACACUCCUUCCUCCAGCUUCCUCAAUUAGAAUCCCUCAGAUAUCCACAACCCGCAGUAGCCGGAUUAAGUGCUUCAUACACAAGCACUAAUUUACAGCCCCCAACUCAGCAGCAAUCCAAUGUGAACUUGUUUUAUGGCAACAAUAAUGAUAAUAAUGGUGAACAUGAUCAUCAACUGACCGAUUGGCGAAUACUUGAUAACUUUGUUGCUUCUCAGCUCAGUAACGAUCAAAAUGCGGUCACAAAAGAAAAUACUUAUUUGAAUCAUCCUUCAUCAUCAUUUCAAAUGGCUGAACAUAUGAACAUGCUUCUUAGCGACUCAAAGAGUGAUGAGAUGGCUUCCGAAGGUGCCUCGAUAUCCGCAUCCACAAGCCAAAUUGAUCUUUGGAAGUAAUUAUAAAAAAACAGUAUUUUGAACUUCUUGUUCAUCAAGGGUUACAUGAUACAUAUUAUAGUGACUAGAAUGUAUGUACUAAUAUCAAACUUUUGAUCUGCUUGCUGUAUAUAACAAAAGUAAUAUCUAUGAAGCAACUUAUCAAAUUUGUUGUACUAAGCUAAGCCAAAAAUAUUAUUUUGAU